This is a messenger RNA of Henningerozyma blattae CBS 6284, 3345 nucleotides long. RefSeq lists its product as uncharacterized. Bases 1 to 3345 code for a protein of 1114 amino acids. Gene Ontology annotation, cellular component: endoplasmic reticulum membrane; peroxisomal membrane. Gene Ontology annotation, molecular function: protein binding; hydroxymethylglutaryl-CoA reductase (NADPH) activity. The record is from RefSeq and is a predicted model, not a curated record. Gene Ontology annotation, biological process: ergosterol biosynthetic process; isoprenoid biosynthetic process; coenzyme A metabolic process. The transcript has a single exon. Lineage: Eukaryota; Fungi; Ascomycota; Saccharomycetes; Saccharomycetales; Saccharomycetaceae.
AUGAAUCUAAAUUUAGUAGAAUUUAUUAGUCCGUUGACAACAUUAUGUGCUCACUCUGCUAAAUUUUCGGCAAGGUAUCCAAUACAUGUAAUAUUAGUAUCUUUAUUAUUUUUUGCUGCUACAUAUUUAUCAGUCAUUCAAUACUACUUUGAUGGAUGGAAAUUAGAUUCCACAAGUAUAUUUGCCUCCCCUCUACCAGAUCUGGAUUUCUUUUUUGAUGAUUGCACACAUUAUUGUAGAAAACCAUAUUCAAAUAUCUGGAAUGUCUUGGAAACAGAAGAUGCCCGUUCAAUGAUAUCCUUGCCAAACCAUUAUUAUUUGUUAAACUUACAAUUUAAAACAAAUUCUAAAGAUUCUAAAUCAUUAAAUUCAAUUUCAUUCGCUAAUGAUACUACAACUUUCCCCGAAUUAAACGGCUUAAUUUUUGAUUCAAACGAUCAUAAAUAUCUAUUACAACAAGAACCAAAUAUCCCAUUUGAAUUGAUUUCUUCUGAUGGUAAAAAAUGGAGGCUAGUUGACAAUGGCGUUCAUUUCUUUGAGCUCCAACACUUGGCCUUAUCAUUAUACAAUAAUUUUAUUUCAAGAAUUCAAAGUUCAAAAUCAUUUGAUAUAUUUAUUAUUGGUUCUGCAUACAUGAUGGUCGUAUUCACCGUUUAUAAAUUAUUCCGUGAAAUGAAUAAAAUUGGUUCAAAGUUUUCAUUAAGUUUAGCUACAAUGACAAAUUCGGCGUGUGCAUUAUUCUUAGCGUUAUAUUCAACUCAAUAUAUUACGAAAACACCUGUUUCUGCCUUAAGUUUAAUCGAGGGGUUACCAUUUUUAGUAGUAACAUUUGGCUUUAAACAUCAAGUUAAUAUGGCCAGGUAUACUCUUGGUCAAUUUAAAAGAAUUGGAUUAUCUAAGAAAAGUACACCAGAAAGAAUUGUAUUUGAUGCCAUUAAAGCCGAAGGGUCAAGCUUUAUUUAUGAACAUUUGCUAUCAAUCGUUGCCUUUGUUGGAUGUACGCUUUAUGCAUCACAUUUGGAGGCUUUGAAAAAUUUCUGCAUUUUAUGUUCAUUCAUUGCAACUUACGAAGUAUUAUUUACAAUGACUCUUUAUUCUGCCGUGUUAUCAUUAAAAUUAGAAAUCGAUAUUAUCCAUAGAUCAACUGUUAUCAAACAAGCUUUAGAAGAAGAUGGUAUCAUCCCAAUGACAGCUGAUUUAGUAUUUGGAGCUGAAAAUACUUCAAAGAAUUCUAAGUUAAAAUCUAAUUUUGCAGUUUAUUUUAUUAAAGGUGCAUUAACGAUAUUAUUUUUGGGUAUUAACCUUUAUAAUUUUGGAUUAAGAUGGGCAUCACAAACUGUUAAUUUUUUCUAUAAUAAUCCAUCACCUGUGAUUUCUUUACCAGAAUUCAUCCAGACUUCUAGCAUAAGUAUUUUAGAUGAAACUGUGCUGAUAUCUGUAACCCCAGUUCAGUACUAUCAACAAUUAAAUAUGUAUCAUAUGGUCGAAGAUGGAUUAAUAUUAUUACUAAGAUAUUUCAGUAUUGCAAUUAGUGAUCGUCUGGUUAGUAAAGUCUUAAUAUUUUUAUUAAUUAUUAGUUUAGCAACCAACAUCUCCUUAUUAAACGCAACUAGGAUUCAUACAAAAUAUACUGCAGCCGAACUUAAUAAGAAGAAGACUGAUUCCAAUAAUUUCAAGAGUCUAAAGAGUAAUUCAUCAAAUUUAUCAAGUGAAGAAUCUGAAGAAGAUACCAAUAACAGUACUAGUAAUAAUUCUAGUAUUAGCAACAGUACUAAAGCAACAGACAACAAGAUCGGCUCAACCAAACAGAAAAAGAAAAACACUAAGAAAUCUGGUAAUAAUAACAUCAAUAAAAGUGAUAAAAAACUUGAAACAAAAUCCAUUACUGAUGAUGAAGCUGAUGAUGAUUAUUCUGAGGUUACAAUUGAUAAUUUAGAAACUUACACUCGACCAUUAACUGAACUACAAGAAUUAAUGAAGAGUGGUGAAGCGCAUACAUUGAAAAAUAAAGAAGUUGUUUCAUUAGUUGUUAAAGGUAAAAUGCCAUUAUAUGCGUUAGAAAAACAAUUAAAAGAUUCUACUAGAGCUGUUAAAGUUCGUCGUCAAGCUAUUUCAUUAUUAUCUGAUUCUUCUGUCUUAUUAUCAGAAAGGUUACCAUACAAAUAUUAUGAUUAUGAUAGAGUUCUUGGAGCUUGUUGUGAGAAUGUUAUUGGAUAUAUGCCAAUUCCAGUUGGUAUCAUUGGCCCCUUAAUUAUUGAUGACAUAUCAUAUCAUAUUCCUAUGGCCACUACAGAAGGUUGUUUAGUUGCUUCUGCUAUGCGUGGUUGCAAAGCUAUAAAUGCAGGUGGAGGUGUUACUUCAGUAUUAACUAAAGAUGGUAUGACAAGAGGACCAUGUGUUAGAUUUCCAUCAUUGAAGAGGGCUGGUGCCUGUAAGUUGUGGUUAGAUUCUGAAGAAGGACAAAACAAAGUUAAAAAAGAAUUUAACUCUACGUCAAGAUUUGCUAGAUUACAGCAUAUUCAAACAGCUUUAGCAGGAAAUUUAUUAUUUAUUAGAUUUAGAACGACUACUGGUGAUGCUAUGGGUAUGAAUAUGAUUUCUAAAGGUGUGGAAUUUUCUUUAAAGAAAAUGAUAGAUGAAUUUGGUUGGGAUGAUAUGGAGGUGAUAUCUGUUUCUGGUAAUUAUUGUACUGAUAAGAAACCUGCUGCUAUCAAUUGGAUCGAAGGGCGUGGUAAAAGUAUUGUAGCAGAAUCAAUCAUUCCUAAGGAUGUUGUUGAAAAAGUAUUAAAAAGUAAUGUCAAGGCGCUAGUUGAAUUAAACGUUUCUAAGAAUUUGGUUGGUUCAGCAAUGGCUGGCUCUGUAGGUGGGUUUAAUGCCCAUGCUGCCAAUUUGGUUACUGCAGUAUUUUUAGCAUUAGGUCAAGAUCCAGCUCAAAACAUCGAAAGUUCUAACUGUAUUACAUUAAUGAAUGAGACAUUAGAAGGUGAUUUGAAUAUUAGUGUUUCAAUGCCAUCUAUCGAGGUCGGUACUCUCGGUGGUGGUACCAUCUUGGAACCACAAGGUUCUAUGUUGGACAUGCUGGGGGUCAGAGGCCCACACCCUACUAACCCUGGUGCCAACGCUGGACAAUUAGCAAAAAUCGUUGCAUCUGUGGUAUUGGCUGGUGAGUUAUCUCUGUGCUCUGCUUUGGCUGCAGGUCACUUAGUUCAAAGUCAUAUGACUCAUAAUCGUGCCAAACCGGCUACUGCCGCUAAUGGUUCUGCCCCUGCCCCUGCUCCUGCUGCCAUUAACAACGAAGAACUUACCCGUUUGAAGGAAGGCUCCGUGACUUGUAUUAAAUCUUAA